CGCAAUACAACCGUAACUGGUUGGUUGGGAACAACUGGUGAACCCACUACAACCGUAACUGGUUGGUUGGGAACAACUGGUGAACCCACUACAACCGUCACUGGUUGGUUGGGAACAACUGGUGAACCCACUUCAACCGUCACUGGUGUGUCAACAACAACUGGUGAACCCACUACGACCGUAACUGGUUGGUUGGGAACAACUGGUGAACCCACUUCAACCGUCACUGGUGUGUCAACAACAACUGGUGAACCCACUACGACCGUCACUGGAGCAUCAACAACAACUGGUGAACCCACUACGACCGUCACUGGUUCAUCCAGAACAACUGAUGAACCCACUACAACCGUGUCUGGCGCAUCGACAACAACUGGUGAACCCACUACAAAUGUCAUUGACGCAUCGACAGAAACUGGUGAACCCACUACAUCCGUCACUGAUUCAUCAACUACAGCUGGUGAACCCACUAUGACCGUCACUGGUGUGUUGACAACAACUGGUGAACGCACUACAAUAUUCACUGGUGUGUUGACAACAACUGGUGAUCCCACUACAACCAUCAUUGAUGCGUCGACAACGACUAGCGAACCCACUACAACCAUUACUGGUCCAUCAACAACUACUGCUACAGCUGCACCCACAACAACCGUCGCUAGCGCARCAAAUGCCAGCCCAACUACAACAGCUACUCCUGUCAUCACUACUGCCAUCAUCACAGCCACGACAGCUGCAACCACCGCUGCUGCAAUCACUAGGGUUUCUGUGGUGUUCKGGUCCAGAGAGACGUUUACCUCUGACCUAUCAAACCCAUCAUCUCAGGCCUUUCAAACCCGAGCAUUACUGAUUAAAACUCAGCUUGAACCUUUCUAUCGAACAGCUUUCACCUCUUUCAACAGUUUGACGGUGACAGAAUUCAGCUCUGGAUCCAUCAUCAAUACUGUAAAUGUAGCAUUCAGCUCCCCCUCUGUCCCUAAUAUCACAGAGAUUGGCACUGUUUUGAUAAAUGCUGCGCAUAACAUCACAGCUUUGGACAUUGACCCCUCCUCAGUGACAGUCAACAGCACAGCUGCUCCUGCAACAAGUACUGUUCCUCCUACAACUUCUGUUACUACCACUGUGGCUGGUGCUACCACCACAACAACUGGAGAACCUGUCACUGUUCCUGCUACCGCCCACAACUACAACCACUACAUAUGUGGCCCCCACAACUACAGUGUCAAGGACAACAUCACCACUGUCAACAACUACCAGCACAGCUCCAACUACCACAACAACCAACGCACCAGCCACUACUACAACACCUACUACUACAACAGCACCUACUACUACUACUACUAG
This is a messenger RNA of Salvelinus sp. IW2-2015, 1338 nucleotides long. Its product is annotated as integumentary mucin C.1-like. The record is from RefSeq and is a predicted model, not a curated record. NCBI's taxonomy places the organism in Eukaryota, Metazoa, Chordata, Actinopteri, Salmoniformes, Salmonidae.